Messenger RNA from Pyrgilauda ruficollis (rufous-necked snowfinch), 3716 nucleotides. It is a transcript of the gene FUT8, whose product is annotated as fucosyltransferase 8. The transcript is spliced from 13 exons. Lineage: Eukaryota; Metazoa; Chordata; Aves; Passeriformes; Passeridae. Gene Ontology annotation, cellular component: Golgi cisterna membrane. Gene Ontology annotation, molecular function: protein binding; glycoprotein 6-alpha-L-fucosyltransferase activity. Bases 1330 to 3063 code for a protein of 577 amino acids. The record is from RefSeq and is a predicted model, not a curated record. Gene Ontology annotation, biological process: protein N-linked glycosylation.
ACUCUGUAAAGUGAAAAAUGUAGGCCUGCAGACACUGAACAACAGUGAUGUGUCUUCCAGGAAUGAUGGGAUGUGUCAGCUAGGGCCAUGUAAAUAAAAGGGAGAAAUGAGUCAAGUGGUUGGGCCAUUGUGUCUUGAAGGAGAAGAGCAGGAAAGAACUUGAGAACUGUGCAAUAAUAGGUUUAUUACCUUCUGAGUCACCUGCCUCCUGGCAGGUGGAUAGGUUAAAAAUGUGCUUAUAUUUGAGAUGUUAUUUUGUAACUUAAUUCUUCAUUUGGCCCUUUAAUACGUCCAUGAAAGAAGUCAGCAGAUUGUGCACUGUUCUGUGUACUGCAUCAGUUUUGUAGAGUGCUCUGAGUUUGUGCCUUGAAAAACCAUUAGGUGUCAAAAUUUCAAUAUCACAAAGAACCUUUGUACCUUAAAGCAACUAUUUUAUAUUUCCUUCUCUAAAGGAUAAGCACUUAAUGAUAAUAAAUUUUGUUCCUCUAUGUUAUUUGUGCUGUUAAAAAUGGUGUACUCUUAGAACAAGGUCAAAGUGGCAAAGUACGGUGUUACGAAGAAAAACAAGUGUGGGGAGAUCUUUGUAUUUUCUGCUUAUUUUGAUGAAUAUGGAGGAAUAAUGCUCCCAGAUCUGGCUUGACUGAAAGUGGAAUUUCAUUGACCAACUUCUAUGUCCUUCUCAAACCAGUGGUAAUCAAAGCUUAUUUGAAGGGGAAUCUCCUGUACCAAACUGAACUGCAGAAAGAAUCCUGCGCCCUUCUCUGCAAAACAGAUGAUUCCUGGGAGCUGCUUCUCUGUGCAGUAGAAAGACUUGCCUAUGCUUCAAAAUGAAAGUGAGGAAGAAGAAUCCCUGAAAGUAUUAAUUUGAACAAAAAUUAUUGCUUUUACUAAUUUCACUGACUGCCGGAACAGUGGAAUUAGAUGUCAACCUCCAACCUCCAUGAUGCAGUUGUGUUUCCUUCCUUCUGUCAGGGACAGGAACUGUUGGAAGGAUACCAUCUGUUCCUGAUGACUUCUUAUAUCAAUUUUGUGGAUUUUUGAUUGUCUGAUCUGCUAACACUGUUGUUUGAGACAGACCAACACUGCCUCUGAUGAAGAAGAUACCUGAUUUAAUAUAAAUGAAGAAUGAUGCAAUAUUAAUGCUUUCUAUGUACAGCCUUAUAAGAAUCUUCUUUAAGGAGUUGCAGUAAGACAAACACUGAAAAUAAUUUUUCUCUGGUACAAUGUGUUGAAGCAGAGGAGCUGGAAUUGUCCACCUUUGUACAAGCUAAGAAAAUGUUUGCUAUUUUGUGAGUGGAAGCAGCUCUGGAGUGAAUUGAACUUCUGAAAAUGCGGCCAUGGACUGGUUCCUGGCGUUGGAUUAUGCUCAUCCUCUUUGCCUGGGGAACUUUGCUGUUCUAUAUUGGUGGGCACCUGGUACGAGAUAGCGAGCACCCGGAUCACUCCAGUCGGGAGCUGUCCAAGAUCCUUGCUAAGCUGGAACGGUUAAAGCAGCAAAAUGAAGACUUAAGGCGCAUGGCAGAAUCUCUCAGGAUACCAGAUGGUCCCAUUGAUCAGGGACCAGCUGCAGGAAAGGUACAUGCUUUAGAGGAGCAACUUCUAAAGGCCAAAGAACAGAUAGAAAACUAUAAGAAGCAGACAGGAGAUGUAGAAGGCCUUGGAAAAGACCACGAAAUACUGAGAAGGAGGAUUGAAAAUGGGGCUAAGGAACUUUGGUUUUUCCUCCAGAGUGAACUGAAGAAGUUAAAAAAUCUAGAAGGAAGUGAGCUGCAAACACGCAUUGAUGAAUUUCUGUCUGAUUUGGGUCAUCAGGAAAGGUCAAUAAUGACCGACUUGUACUACCUCAGUCAAACAGAUGGAGCUGGAGAUUGGCGAGAAAAAGAGGCCAAAGAUCUAACAGAUUUGGUACAGAGAAGAAUAACUUAUUUGCAGAACCCGAAAGAUUGCAGCAAAGCUAAGAAACUUGUGUGUAACAUCAACAAAGGCUGUGGCUAUGGCUGCCAGCUUCACCACGUGGUGUACUGCUUCAUGAUCGCGUACGGCACGCAGCGCACGCUCAUCCUGGAGUCGCAGAACUGGCGCUACGCCACGGGCGGCUGGGAGACCGUGUUCCGGCCCGUCAGCGAGACCUGCACCGACAGGGCGGGCUCCACCACCGGCCACUGGUCAGGUGAGGCUAAUGAUAAGGAUGUUCAGGUGGUGGAACUUCCCAUUGUUGACAGCUUACACCCACGGCCACCCUAUUUGCCCUUGGCUGUCCCUGAAGACUUGGCUGAUAGACUAAUUCGUGUACAUGGGGAUCCUGCAGUGUGGUGGGUCUCACAGUUUGUGAAAUACUUGAUUCGUCCGCAGCCUUGGCUAGAAAAAGAAAUAGAGGAAGCCACAAGGAAACUUGGUUUCAAACAUCCAGUGAUCGGUGUUCAUGUCCGAAGGACAGACAAAGUGGGGACCGAGGCAGCGUUUCACCCCAUUGAAGAGUACAUGGUACACGUGGAAGAGCGCUUUGAGCUUCUUGCUCGCAGGAUGCAUGUUGAUAAAAAAAGAGUGUAUUUGGCUACAGAUGACCCUUCCUUGUUGCAAGAGGCAAAAUCCAAGUAUCCAAAUUAUGAAUUUAUCAGUGAUAACUCCAUAUCCUGGUCAGCAGGACUCCAUAACCGAUACACUGAAAACUCCCUAAGAGGUGUCAUUCUGGACAUUCACUUCUUGUCUCAGGCAGACUUCCUGGUCUGUACAUUUUCAUCCCAGGUUUGUCGAGUUGCCUAUGAAAUUAUGCAGACGCUGCAUCCAGAUGCUUCGGCGUAUUUCCAUUCUUUGGAUGAUAUCUACUACUUUGGGGGACAGAAUGCUCACAACCAGAUUGCUAUUUAUGCUCAUCAUCCACGAACUGCUGAUGAAAUUCCUAUGGAACCUGGAGAUAUAAUUGGAGUAGCUGGAAACCACUGGGAUGGUUAUUCAAAAGGCAUCAAUAGGAAAUUAGGAAGAACAGGCCUGUACCCUUCCUAUAAAGUUAAGGAGAAAAUUGAGACAGUCAAGUAUCCUACAUACCCAGAGGCUGACAAGUAGAUUAAAAGGAAGACAUUCAGCAAUUAUUAUAAGAAAACUCAGUUUUGAUUGGUUCAAACCAGUCAACAACACACUAACUAUUGGUUUCUAUGGGAUUCGAAUUUGCAUUUUAUCAUGCGGUUAAAAUCAAAGCCUUUGCAAUGAAACUGGACAAGAAGCUGAGAACAAGUGGAUGAGCUAUUGUCUGAACUUACUCUUAAACAUUUUUGUUAUAUGCACUCUCACACAUGCACACACAAACCCACGUACAACAGGAAAACUGUUGUUUUAUACUUCUUGUCUCUUUGCAGGAGUUGUCCCGGUCAUUAGUCUUACGUGAGCUCUGGGCUCUUUUCUCUGCCAUUAAUUGACAAUAAUGUUCAGACUUAAAACACUGCCACAUUGUGUAAUUUGAGUGACAUGAACAUAUUUUGUAUGUGCAAAAUUUGAAACAUGGUGCCUAUAUUUGAAAAGUUUGUGACCUUUUUAGAAGAGCCAUGCCUGUUUCACAAUGGGCAAGAGUCCACUUUCAUCUGGUGUUACCGUGACCACUGAACUUGCUUCAAAGAACAGAUUCAGAUUUCAGACUAGAUUUCUUUACAAGUUUGGGGUUUUUUUUUAGCAUUCCAUUGAUUACUUCUCAUCAUUAAUAAAAUAAAGGUUACAUUCAACAA